AUGACCUCUAGUCAGGUAUACCCAGCACUGACCGGCACCAUCGACCCAGGCCAGAUGGCCACUCAUCACUCAACGUCGGCGGACAUCGCAGCUACCGAAUGGUACGCCCAGACUUCAGUAUGUCCUCCUACACACCCAACGACGCCACCGAUGCGAUUUCAUCCACGGCCGUUGGAUCCAAGGAGAACAACACUGAUUGGUGUCGUAGUACGCAUCCCAUGACCCGUUCAUGAACCCGUAUCCCGCUUCAACGAUCGAAGCGCAACCAUGGACCACAUACGCCCGGGCAUCCGUUCCUGGACUCCACAUGUGCGACUACCCAAUCCAUCAAUCGCCGCCUCCACAGCAUCUUCAACACCAUCAGCAACAACAGCCGACUCCCGGAGACUCCAAGAUCCCGGAGAGGCCGCGGAGCAGCCCCAGCACCUUCGGGCCUUCCGCCGAGACUAUCCCAUGGACUUCAUCUGGUCUGGGCAUCCAGUUCACAACCGCUGGCCAACCAACUCCGCCCGUGACGUCCACUUUCCCUCCCAAUGUCUUCCAGGCGUAUCCAGCAGAAGAAGGCUACACCACUUCGAGUCCGCCAGAAAUCAGACACCCUCAGCCUCGGAGAUCGUACACCACCAUCGCUCCCAACCCAACAGGUGCAGCCGCCAAGCGAAAGCGGGACGACGACGACCAGCAGGCUGAUAAGGCCGGAUCCUCGUCAGCACGCAAGCAGCAGCGCAAACGGACUUCUUCCGUCGCAUCAGCGGAUCUGAGCGAGGACGAUCGUUUUCUCGUCCAACUCAAGGAGGACGAGAACCUACCGUGGAAGGACAUCGCGACCCGUUUCCAAACGGACAAGGGCAAGAACUUCCAGGUCGCAGCUCUGCAGAUGCGCUACAAGCGUCUCCGGGAGAAGUUCCGGGUGUGGGAGGAGCAGGAUGUCCAAGCCCUGAAGCUCGCACAUGAAUACUGGGAGAAGUACAAGUGGGAAAUCAUCAGUGCCAAGGUAAGUCAUCCGCAGCAACGGUCACCUCGGCUGCACGUACUAAGACGGACAUUUACAGAUGCUCGAUUUCGGCAUCCAAGAGCGCUGGCCGGCCCGCCACUGCGCGCGCAAAUGGCAAGAACUCGACGCUUCCACCACCCUCGCAACGGCAGCCACCCCGUUCGCCACUCCCGGUCCUCCUCCCCCGGCCGCCACCACCACCGCGGGAGGAAUCCUGAACACUCCCGCCUCCAUCUCACAAUUCUCCUCUCCAGAGGAAGGAGCGGUGCAUUUCGCCUUCAUGCCGAUCCAAUGA
Molecule: messenger RNA, 1289 nt
Organism: Lecanosticta acicola
Lineage: Eukaryota; Fungi; Ascomycota; Dothideomycetes; Mycosphaerellales; Mycosphaerellaceae
Source: the annotation of a GenBank genome assembly